Messenger RNA from Fragaria vesca subsp. vesca, 492 nucleotides. Its product is annotated as histidine-containing phosphotransfer protein 4-like. The record is from RefSeq and is a predicted model, not a curated record. Gene Ontology annotation, biological process: cytokinin-activated signaling pathway; phosphorelay signal transduction system; phosphorylation. Gene Ontology annotation, cellular component: cytoplasm; nucleus. The transcript is spliced from 6 exons. Lineage: Eukaryota; Viridiplantae; Streptophyta; Magnoliopsida; Rosales; Rosaceae. Gene Ontology annotation, molecular function: histidine phosphotransfer kinase activity; protein histidine kinase binding. The coding region runs from base 4 to 456 and encodes 150 amino acids.
CAAAUGGAAAGAAACCAAAUGCGCAGGCAGGUUGGUCUGAUGAGGCAGUCCCUCUUUACUCAGGGAUAUCUGGAUGAACAGUUUAUUCAGUUGGAGGAGCUGCAAGAUGAUGCUAAUCCCAAUUUUGUAGAGGAAAUUGCUACAUUGUACUACCGUGAUUCAUCUAGAUCACUCCAAACCAUAGAGCAGGCAUUAGAGAAAACCCCUCAUGAUUUCAGUAAGUUGGACAAUCAUAUGCAUCAGUUCAAGGGAAGUAGCUCAAGCAUCGGAGCCAAAAAGGUGAAAGCUGAAUGCCAACAGUUCAGGGAAUUCUGUAAGACAGGAAAUGGAGAAGGAUGCAUGAGAACUUUCCAACUAUUGAAGAAAGAACAUGCAACUCUGAAAAAGAAGCUCGAGGCUUAUUUUCAGAUGGCAAGGCAAGCAGGGCCAAUUGCGAGUGCAAGUCGUCCCAAGUAAGAAGAAACUAAUUAGCAUGCAAAAGGUUGCGAUAUA